AUGGCUGAGUAUCAUGAUCCAGUUCCACCUGGUCAGUCGCGCCAGCCGAAACCAACUAGCAUCUAUGAUAUUCCAUACUGUCCGUACUGGGCCCAAAGCCAAGUCCAAUACGCACAAAACCUUCUAGAGUGUUCUGGCGAGCCGAUCGAGUACGACCACGACGACAGAGACUACUGGGAUAACAGUUUCUUUUUUCCUGAAGACUGCUCUUGGUCACCACCCAAGGACUGGAUCGUCGAACAACAAGUCUCCUAUCCCCACAUCACACUCCACAGCCUCUCCGACACCAUGAUUCCCGGUCUACCCGACAUCAAGAUGCUGGAUGCGGAGGCCCUCAGUGACCUGCUAGAGGACAACCUUUCGCCCCCGGAGAUCACCUCCAUUCUAGUGUUUGCUACUAAUGGAGCUAUCUUCGCCUCCGCCUCCUCCCUGCCCCUACGCCAGCUACGCAACCUGAGUGCAACUUACGGUGCUGCCUACACAUGUUAUGCCAAGAACGUUUCGAGUGGUAACCUAACAGGCGUCAACCCCGCUAGUCAUCCAUCUUCAUACGUGACUGCCCAAUCCGUGUCACUUGGUGAUGUGGGUUCAAUCGUCUUUGAACUCGAGGACCUGGUUGCCGUUGUUACCCAGAUCGCAGACAAGGUUCUCCUUGCUGCCAUGGGCCCGUCUAAAAUCGAUCCCGUAGGACAAGGCACAAGUCCUACCCUGAAUGGCACACAGGGAACUACGACCACCGCCAACGGCUUCAGAUCCGGAAUAGAUGCAAGCGCGACAACGGAGUUCCUUAUGAGCAACCCUACUACCAACUGCCCGUCUGCCAAUCAGACCUCCCCUCACACGGGGACCCCAAAUACCAUCUCUCGAAGUCAUAGCGGCUCUAACAUGGAAGGUGACGCACACCUGGAAACGCAAUACGAAAUCGACCGCAGCAGCGACCUGGCGCGUCUGUCAAGUUUAAACCUGUCCGCAUCUCCGGCUAUUCUCCUUGCGUUGGAGUCCAAAUCAGCGGCUUUGGGAAGAUUCCUCAGUCAAAAACUAGAGGAUCUCGAAAGCCCUGAAGAUUUUUAG
Molecule: messenger RNA, 1071 nt
Organism: Aspergillus tanneri
Lineage: Eukaryota; Fungi; Ascomycota; Eurotiomycetes; Eurotiales; Aspergillaceae
Exons: 2
Coding region: 1-1071 (356 amino acids)
Source: RefSeq, a predicted model, not a curated record